AUGGCUUCCGACGCUGCAGUUUCAAGUAUCAAAGUUAUGAACCAGAAUCUUAUCAAGUUGGAUCGCUUUGAGGGAACCAACUACACCAGAUGGCAAGAUAAGAUGGCGUUCCUACUGACUGCCCUCAAGGUUCACUAUGUCUUAGAUCCUAACGUAACACCGAUUCCUGAACCAACCAAAAAUGACUCUGAAGAAGUCAAGAAGGAGCGCAAGAGACGUAAGGAGGAUGAACUACUAUGUCAUGGACAUAUUCUAAAUACACUGUCUGAUCCUCUCUACGACCUCUAUACCAAUCCGUCUGCAACAAAAAUAUGGAAAGUACUCGAGUUCAAAUUCAAGGCCGAAGAGGAAGACUCCAAUCCCAUUCUUUCCCAAGUGCAUGAGUUACAAGUCCUCAUGAAUAAAAUAAAAGCGGUGAAAAUAGACACCCUUGAGACUUUUCAAGUCGGUGCAAUCAUUGCAAAAUUACCACCUUCGUGGAAAGGCUACAGAAAGAAAUUAUUGCACAGUUCUGGGGACUUCUCUUUGGAGAAAAUCCAGAAAUAUCUUCGAAUUGAGGAGGAAUCGAAAGAGAAGGAGAAAUCAAAAUCUGCGGGUCUUUCUAAAGCUAAUGCUGUGACCACCAAAGGAAAUAAGAAACAUGAUGGCAUGAAGAGUCAUCUUGGACCAAAAAAGGAACAUAAUAAGUUUAAGAAUUCCGGCAGUCAGAAGGGUCCAAAAAGAGGAUGUUUUGUUUGUGGAAAACCUUGA
Messenger RNA from Lathyrus oleraceus (garden pea), 750 nucleotides. RefSeq lists its product as uncharacterized. Lineage: Eukaryota; Viridiplantae; Streptophyta; Magnoliopsida; Fabales; Fabaceae. Bases 1 to 750 code for a protein of 249 amino acids. The record is from RefSeq and is a predicted model, not a curated record. The transcript has 2 exons.